Messenger RNA from Anoplophora glabripennis (Asian longhorned beetle), 4737 nucleotides. RefSeq names its product alpha-1,3-mannosyl-glycoprotein 2-beta-N-acetylglucosaminyltransferase. Bases 215 to 1501 code for a protein of 428 amino acids. Gene Ontology annotation, molecular function: alpha-1,3-mannosylglycoprotein 2-beta-N-acetylglucosaminyltransferase activity. Gene Ontology annotation, cellular component: Golgi apparatus. Gene Ontology annotation, biological process: protein N-linked glycosylation. The transcript has 7 exons. NCBI's taxonomy places the organism in Eukaryota, Metazoa, Arthropoda, Insecta, Coleoptera, Cerambycidae. The record is from RefSeq and is a predicted model, not a curated record.
AAAAUGUUCUUGAUUUGACGUGUCUGUUGAUCUCGGUUUAUUUUAUGGCUAUGGAAUGAGAGAAUGUAGAUAAUACAAAAAUUUAAGAUUUUUGUGAUCAUUAUGAUAAUUUUAUGCAUUAUGCAUGUAAAGGUACACUUGGUUAUAUCAAAUUUUAAGAAGAUAUUCUGAUAUCACAAUCUCUUCCAGUAUUAUAGUCAAUUUUAAAUAUAACAUGCGAAUAAAACGCACAAUUGUAGUGCUAGGUUUAAUAACAAUAACGUGGUCGUUGGUGUUGUAUUUUACUUUAUUAUAUCGUCCAAUUUAUUCAGAGACUUCUGUAAAUGUCAAUCGACAAAUUGUGAUUUUGGAACAAGGCAUAUCAGAACAGUUUAAGAAAAAUAAUGAUAUGAUUAACAAUGCUCAGAAGCUGUUAGAAAUUAAAAAGAAAGGUGAUCAUGGACAAAGGCAAAUACCGAAAGAAGCGUUGAACGUUAAAAUUCCAGUACUUGUAUUUGCAUGUAAUCGAGUAACAAUUAAUAAAUGCUUAGAUAGGCUUAUACAGUAUAGGCCUGAUCCAGAUCAGUUUCCUAUUAUUGUAAGCCAGGAUUGUAAUCAUGAUGAAACUAGAGACGUAAUAGAAAAAUAUGGAAACCAAGUAUCUCUGAUUCAACAGCCAGAUCAGUCUGAUAUACAGGUUCCCCCAAAAGAAAAGAAAUUUAAAGGGUAUUUUAAGAUUGCCCGGCAUUAUGGGUGGGCACUUAACCAAAUGUUUUUUAAUUUUAAUUUUAGUACUGUUAUUAUUGUAGAAGAUGAUUUAGAGGUAUCGUCAGACUUUUUUGAAUACUUCCUUGGUACUUAUCCACUACUAGUAAAAGACUCGUCACUGUGGUGUAUAUCUGCUUGGAAUGAUAAUGGCAAAGAAGGGUUAGUAAAUAUGAAUCGACCAGAUCUUCUGUACCGAACAGAUUUCUUCCCUGGUCUGGGUUGGAUGUUGACAAAAUCAUUGUGGUUGGAACUGUAUACGAAAUGGCCAAGAGCCUAUUGGGACGAUUGGAUUCGAGACCCACAGCAACGAAAAGGCAGAUCCUGCAUACGUCCUGAAAUUUCCAGAACUAGAACAUUUGGUAAAACAGGUGUUUCAAAUGGCAUGUUUUUUGAAAAACAUUUGAAAUUUAUAAAACUAAAUGAGGAGUUUGUGCCUUUUACCAAAAUGAAUUUAACCUACUUAUUAAAGGAAAAUUAUGACAGAAGCUUUGUUAAAGAUGUUUACCAAAGUCCAGUAGUGAAUUAUCAAGACCUUCGAGAAGGUCGUAUCGAUUAUAAUAGUCCUGUGAGAAUUACUUAUAGAAACCGAGAUGAAUACAAAAUUAUAACAAAAAAAUUAGGAUUAAUGGAUGAUUUUAAGAGUGGAGUGCCUCGAACCGCUUAUAGAGGAAUAGUGACAUUUUAUUAUAAAGAGAAAAUGGUUCAUCUAGCUCCAAACGUGAACUGGAAAGGCUAUGAUGUUAGCUGGAGUUAACCUACAAACAGCCAUUGGCUACAUCCAAUAUACUCAAAUUUUUCAAAGCACUUUACGAUGUCAUCUGUGUACUAGAAAAAAUAUGGAGCAAAUUAAUUUUCAGAUCAAAAUAGGCUAGAUCACGUCGGUUUUGUACCAAGAGUGCUACAAUUUGGCAGAUGAUGGCCGGAUCAAUCUAUAUUCUUUUAUAAAAAGUAUCCAUAGUGCUUUCAAAUCUUUGGGUAUAUUGGAAGUAGCCAUUAAAUAAGUAGUGUGCUUAAACACAGCUCUGCAAUUUGAGUGUUUAUUUUGAGGAAAUCAUGUUCAUCAUCAAAAAAUCAACAAAUCAUGCAUGUUCAUAAAAUUAUUUCACCAGCGGUGACGAUUAUUGAUUAGGAAGCAUGGGACCCAAUCCUUUUUGAGAGAAUAAUUUCUACUCUCACAUAAAGAAUUUUCAUGACGAAAAAAUUUCAAAGAAAAUUUGUGAAAUAUGGAAUAAAAAUAGGGGUUGUCAACCCCGAGAUCUCCAAAGGUAUGUGUGCAAAAUAUACAGGGUGUUAUGAAAUUCGUGGACACAGACUGUGGGAUCAUGUUAAGCUAGAUAAGGUCAUAAAAAAUAUCUCCAUCAUUUUUCAGUCAGACCGAAAUUUUUCGAGAUACGGCAGUUUUAAAUAACCGAAAAUAAUAAAAAUUUUCAAUUUUUAACCAUUUAAUAAAUAAUUAUGAUAAACGAAUUGUUCAAAAUUUCCACCACCUGCUGCUAAACAUGCUUCAGCACAUUGUGCUACUGCUUUCUGGCGUUAAUUGUUGUAUUGUUUGAAACAAUUAAUGCCAAUUCAGAAAGCAUUUAUUAAUACUUUGACAUUCGUCAGAGUACAGUAAAAGUAUCUGUUAAUACAAACUGUGAAUAUUAUUCAAAUUGUGAAUAUUAUGAUAUGCUGUUGGCUCUCGGAGCUUCAAAUAAUCAUGCAGGUGAAGCAGUGCGGUUGGCUUGGCAGAGGCGGUCCAUUUGCUUGGCCACCUCAUUCUCCAGACCUAACGCCAUGUGAUUUUUUCUUUUGGGGCUUCCUAAAAACGUUGAUGUACAGAACGCCAGUGGCAAGUUUGAAUGAGUUGCAGAACCGCCUAUUUCAAUCAAUACAGCAAAUAACACCAGAGGUGAUGCGCAACUCCAUUCGAGCAGUAGCUCAAUGUGCUGAAGUAUGUUUAACAGCAGACGACAGAAAUUUUGAACAAUUAAUUGUAAUUUGUUUGUCGUAGGUAAUUGUUUAUCUAAUGAUGGAAAAUUGAAAUUUAUAAUAUAUUUUUAUUAUUUUUGAAUAUUUUAUACUGCUAUAUCUCGAAAAAUACUGCUCUGAUUGAAAAAUCAUAACGACACUUUUAUCACCUUAUCUAGCCUAAUAUGACCCCACAGUCCAUGUCUGCAAAUUUUGUAACGCCCUAUAUAUAUAUAUAUUUGCAUAAUCAACUGAUAGAUACAAACAGGUGAUUUUUAGUUAUACCUAUUUAAAUUUUAUUUUUCAAACUCCUUAAAUGCUGUAACUUUGACUAUGAAAAUUGUAAAAUAUUUGGCACAGCUCUUUGAGAACUGAGGGUUUUCUGAUUAAAAUCUUCACCAACAACUAUUUGCCAUAAAUUGUCAAAGAUUUUUAUAAAAAUUACUGCUACACCAAUUUAAUUUCAAAGAACACACUUUGCUGCAUACACUUAAAAUUAUACGAUUCUUUUACAUUUUACUAUAAACACAACAUAACACUACAUCUACCUCAAUUUUUACUACCUACUAAUGAAAGUUAUUCUUAAGAAAAUGCAUUUAUUAGUUGUAGACAAUUCUGAACACAGAACAUCUCUAAUAUAAAAUGACAGCGCUAAUAGUGGCCACAUGAGAAAUUAUUAUUAUUUCAGCCCCUUUUCACUAUGUACCAUGUACUUCAGUUGGCCAACGAAGGUCAUUGUAACCAGAGACCAUCAUAAUCCAUGGUUAUCAACCACACGCUGGCUAACAUUUGACAUUUCAUUAACGUCAUAAUAUUCUACAUUUUAUUUACUCAAAGUAUCGUAAUGUAUGGACGUGAAAACGACUGUGCCUGCUAUUGUGUUUAAAUUACACACACCACCAAAAAACUGUUUAAAAGAAUGUCGAGAAAGAGUAUUGGCCAUGGUUGUCCAUGUGCCUCUGAGUGGUGACCAAAAACUGAUACCAAACCAAUUGCAAACCAUUGUCUGCCAGCGUUAUCCAGUUACAACCCUCUACAUGAUGGCCAUUGCUCUCAAUUGGCUACCAUGGCCAAUCAUUAAGAGGGGCCUUCAUGUGUGGCAAAAAUCGCAGACAUUUUUACAUAACGACUCAUAAGAGUUUAGUCUCCUCCGCCUCCGCGGAUUAAAAAAAUAAUUUUGAAUAUUCAGGAUAUAAUUUGCAUUUCAUAAUGUUCUUCUGUUAUUGUAUUUUAUAUUGUUUGGUUAUUGUCUUUUAUAUUAUAGUUUUAUUUAUAAAAAAUGCAUCACCCUAGGCAAAUAUUAUUUCAAAUAAAAAAAUGUGAUAUAUUGACUCUUUGUUCAGCGAGUUUCUUAUUGCAAUUUCCAUCACGUUAGGUGAAAACAAGCUGUUGUAUGUUUGUUUCUGUAAAGCAGGACAGCUCCUCGCCUGCAAAUAUGUUAGAACCACUUCCAUAUUAUUAUGUUCGUUUACCCGUUUACCAGUCUGUAAUUUGAUUUUUCAUCUCUUUAAGUUUUCCCUUCUUGCAAAAGUAAAAUAAUACAAUUUCUAAUAAAUAUUUAUGUAUUUACUGUACAGCAGCACUGAAUAUCAUUUAUUAAAUAAACUGCCACUUAUACUUUUUCGAAGGUAAUUAUAUCAAAAACUUUCUGAACAUCAAAAUACAUAAAAAUAAUCAAAUCCAAACUGAAAUAUUUUCCUUAGAAGAGUGAUUUUAAAUUAACAUAAUAGAUGUCACUGCUCUCAUUAUUUUCAUAAGAAAAUCGGAAUUUUUAUUUUAAUUUGUGUAUUUUAAAAUAAAUACAACUAAGUUGCGCAGAGCUAUGUUUAGAGUCCUUUAUGAAAUUAGCAUUCCAAUUUGUUAAUCAUUUUCUCUAUUACGUAUCUUUUGUACAAGUUUUUAUUUUAAAUAAUUUAUUAUUUAUUUUUGUGAUAUUUUAUUAUUAUAUCUUAAUUACCUACUUUCAGAAGACAUAGGUAAACACGUUUGAUUAAAUUUUUGUUUUCACAAUUGUUUGAUAAUAAUGUAAAUAAUGUUAUG